Messenger RNA from Acanthopagrus latus (yellowfin seabream), 4370 nucleotides. RefSeq names its product 5'-nucleotidase, cytosolic IAa (gene nt5c1aa). Gene Ontology annotation, molecular function: 5'-nucleotidase activity; magnesium ion binding; nucleotide binding. The transcript has 7 exons. Gene Ontology annotation, cellular component: cytoplasm; cytosol. The coding region runs from base 413 to 1573 and encodes 386 amino acids. The record is from RefSeq and is a predicted model, not a curated record. NCBI's taxonomy places the organism in Eukaryota, Metazoa, Chordata, Actinopteri, Spariformes, Sparidae. Gene Ontology annotation, biological process: adenosine metabolic process; nucleotide metabolic process.
GAGAUAGCAGCAGAUGGACUGCUGCACAGCCUGCAACACACUCACAAAGGACAGACUGCAUGUGUGACAGUGUGUGUGUGAGAAUGGCUGUGAAUAAGUAAACCGUCUUCCAGGUCCUCUGGAGGUGGAUGCAGUGAGCGGUAAUCCUCCUGAGGAGAGAAGGGAUACAGGAAGUGACCAGGAUACAGAAGAGUGAACACUUCUGCUCUUCACACUCGGGUUGCUUUCACAGGGCAGGUGCAAACUACUGUAGUAAGCCUGUCAUCAGUGCACGUGACGGGAGUAUCUCAUUAAAUGCUGCAGGCUGGAGCAGAAUAUUUCACUUGCCUGACUUUGCCGGAGAAGAGAACCCGUGCCUUGUGCGAGGGAGAGGGGUGAGGAAAGGUCGGAGGGCACCGGAGGGGGACCCUCUAUGGUGAAGAUGAGUCUGGACCCUGUGCAGGUGAUGAGCGGACAGGUCAAGGAACUCAAAGUGGCCCCUUCGUCCAACGGGGAAAGCAGAGGGUCAUGGGAAGCGAAGGAAGAGUUUGAUCAAGACCACUUGGGGCUCACCACCAAGCCAAAGCCAGUGACAGGGAGACGGGCCCGCAAGGUGGAGGGAGGCGUGUUCUUCCCAAAGCCAGAGAACGCAGUGACCGUCGCCGUCUCCUCUCGGGUCUUGUUUCGGACUGAGCGGGAGCAGAAGGUGUUCGAGCAGAAAGGAGUGGAGGAGUAUCUGAGGUACCAGAUCGAACACGAGACCGAACCCUUCGCCCCGGGACCCGCUUUCCCCUUCGUAAAGGCUCUGGAGGCGGUGAACACUCGUCUGCGGGAGCUGUACCCACAAAGUGAAGAGCUGUUUGACAUCGUUUUGGUGACGUACAACCACGCACACGUGGGAAUCCGGCUCAUCAACACCAUCAAUCAUCACAAUUUGUUCAUAGAGAGGUUUUGUAUGACCGGGGGAAGCAGUCCCAUCGGCUAUCUGAAGGCCUGGCACACCAACCUCUACCUGUCUGCUGACGCUGACAAGGUCAGGGAGGCGCUGGCUGAAGGCAUCGCUGCAGCCACCAUGUUCAUGCCAGAGAAGCUGACAGAGGUAUCGGAUACACAGCUCAGGGUGGCAUUUGAUGGGGACGCCGUCCUCUUCUCGGAUGAAUCUGAGCGCAUCUUCAAGGCCCACGGGCUGGACAAGUUCUUCGAACACGAGCGGGACAACGAGGACACACUAUUGGAUCAUGGUCCCCUGAAGGGCUUCCUGGAGGCACUGGGGAAGCUCCAGAAAAAGUUUUACGCUAAAGGCCAGCGCCUGGACUGCCCCAUCCGAACAUACUUGGUCACAGCUCGUAGCGCAGCCAGCUCUGGGAUCAGGGCGCUGAAGACACUCAGGGCCUGGGGACUGGAGAUCGACGAGGCCUUGUUCCUCGCUGGAGCACCAAAGGGCCCCAUGCUGGAGAAGAUCAGGCCUCACAUCUACUUUGACGAUCAGAUGUUUCAUGUGGAGGGAGCGGCUGAGAUGGGCACCAUCGCCGCCCACGUGCCAUAUGGCAUUGCACAGAAAUACACCAAACAAAAAACCAGCGCGGGGAAGUAGCCAGCAGGAUGUUUCAGAGAGCUUGGAAAGAUGAACUUGUUCUGGUUUGCAUGUGGAGAUGCAUCAUUUCCGUACUGUACGAAUGUGUUGUAAGUUUGUUUUAUCACAAUGUCACCUGUCUCAGCUUAAUGCUACAAUGUUAGAAGUUAGGUAGAGGUCUGGAACCUGAGAUGAGCGUCCCUCAUCUUUCCAUUUCAAACCAUCGAUUCAUAUUGAAGUGUUUUAUGCAAUCUUGCUUUAAAACAGGAACAUCAAAAUGUGCUUGACUGCCAUGGCAACCUGCCAUUUCUCUCACUUCUACCUGUCUUCACGAAGAAGUCAUGUGUUCAGUAAAUGCUGGUGGAUGCAGAAUGAAUGGCUCCAUUGAUAUUAACAUGCCUCCUAUCUGAGAAAAGCACAAAGACCACAAUGUACCGUACUUCGCCAAUAUAUGAGCCAUAAGCGCAUUGCAGAAGUUUUGCAAAGUGAAAAAUGACAGUGAUGUACCGUCACAACUUCAAUAAUUUUACAGUUGACUACACAAGAAUGUAAAAUUGUCGAUUUGCACCCAUAGGAAAUGUCCUGUAUAUUACUGAAUAUAUUAUCUACAACUGUGUUAGUCCAAAACAAAUAUAGGAAGCCAUAAGUUUCAUUUGGUGCCUUAGUUUAAAAGAUUACACAAUUUUUAGCCUGUGGAGCAGUGUGGGCAGCUCAGUACUUCUGGGGUGGAAUAUCUAAACAACAACUGUUGAAUAGAAUAAAUCUUUACCUAGAGAAUGACAGCUAAGUGAUGAUACGUGACUUUUCACGUUACCUCACUUGCAAAAUUGUACAAACAUAAACCAGCUAUUGAGAUAUUGUCCCUAUCCUCAGCUGUACAACAUUAUUAGAAUGCUUUAGUUUCUUCUCUUUAGCAUUGUUAAUGUAAUUACUGAAUAUAUGAAUGUAUAAUACUGAAGAAGGUACACAUUUAUAGACACAGCAAUAAGUUUCAGUCGGUGCCUUUAGUUUCAGUGAAGAGCUAGCAUUUCUAGCUAUGCUAGUAGUGGGCUCUUCGUCCACAGAGAAAUAUCUUGACAACUGGAAUUUGGUGUCAGUGACUUUUUAAAUGGCAUCAUGCGUUCAACAUGUUCACAGAAACACCUUCCAAAAUAAAUGAUUAAUUUCCAUCACCAUCCUAGGAAAACACACCAUUAGCAUUCUAAGGUUUCCUUGCUUAAAAUGUCAAAGCGACUAUGCAAGAAUUCUGGUUCAUUCAAAGAUUUUAAGUCAGAAUAUCAAAAGAUUGUGAAUAAAUAGCAGUUUUGACAUUCUGAUGUCUAUGUAUUGUGUUGCAGAGAUAUUGACUGAAGUUAGCAUGCUAACGAGCUAGCUACAGUCUGUCCAGGUCCGAAGCCCCUGUGCUAGUGAUGUGAACACUAACACACUCUCCUGGUUCCUGAGCUCAUAGUCCAAACCAGUAGCUGUUCUACUGGUCUAUCUUGCUAAGGGCAGCUACAGGUACCAGCCAUUAGCGGUCACUCAGGUGAUACGCUUCCCCCCUAUUUGUCUUGAAUAUGAAUUUGACAGCCGGUCAACUCUUAUGUAUUGCACCUUUAAAUGUAGCCUACACACUGAGACAUAAUACUCUUAUGGUAUUAUUUAGUAUUCUUUCGAUUCAAAAUAUCUAUUGGCAGCCACAACUUUCAAUAGAUGCCUAGCAUGCUAUCACUGUGGUUGGUUUGGUCCAGUGAGAAUUAUCUGGACACCUUGGAAAAUGGGUGUCCCCUUUCAUAUUCUGGAUUGUCGUCGACAGUCCAAAAUGAAACAUGAGUUCAUUGCAUCAGUAAACAACACAACACACUUGAAACUAAUUAAAAUAUUACAGCAGUUAAAGCAACGCACUACCGUUAGUAUGCUAAAGUUUACCAAGCUAGCAUGCUAGUGUAAGUAACCUGAGGCUGGCUAUGUGCACAGUGGAAUGAUAAAAAUUGGGUGAAUUCUGAUGGUCUCAGAUGUCCCUAAAAUGGCUGCUUGAUGUGUUACGUAACACUACUUUGCUCACUUUGGCCAAUAUUUCCCCACAAGUUAUAGGAAGAAGAGAUUUAUCUCCAUAUUUAACCUGCUCAGCAGUUUAGCUUAGCCCAGUAGUACAGAAGAUUGGGCCUUCUAUGGCUUCUCUUUUUUAAAAGCCAUCCUGUUUGCUAAUAUGAGGACAUCACAGCCUCUGUGCAGGGUGCUAUGGUGUCCCGCUAACUGAGGUAUCACAUUAACAGAAUCAACAAGCAGCUAGCUUGAUUUUACUGCCCUCUCCUGUACAUCAAAGUUAAUACAAAGUCACACUGAGGUGGGAUUGAUUCAUGUCAUAAAGUUAAAACAUUUUUUCUUUAAUUGACUAAAUGGCCACAGUGGCCUUUUGAAAAUGCCAGUCCACCUCACAUCACUCUGUCACAGCUGGCCCGUCCUCAGGUGACUUCCACCUAGUGUAUCUUGAGCGAUGUUCAUUAUGUUUUAUCAGCCUUCUGAGGGUGUUGAAGCUCAAUAAAGUGACAAGCGAUCCACUGGUCACAGCCAACGAACACAUAAUUAAACAGAUGUGUCUUUUGGCAGACACUCGUCCUCAAUUGCUGGCUGAGGAGUCGGACAAUAAAGCUUCAGUGGCAGCAGUCCGGGCAGGUUUGACUUCGAGGUGGACACUCAGGAUCAGACUAAUGCACACGAGGCAGUGUUCGAACAAUUCAGCAACACGUUUCUGAUGACUUUGUUAUGUAUAAGACAUGGUAAUAUAAGACAGUGUAAAUGAGCGAAAAAAAAUAAAGAUGUAAAUGCUUUACUCCUG